Molecule: messenger RNA, 1362 nt
Organism: Centrocercus urophasianus (Greater sage-grouse)
Lineage: Eukaryota; Metazoa; Chordata; Aves; Galliformes; Phasianidae
Product: aquaporin-12-like
Exons: 3
Coding region: 14-913 (299 amino acids)
Biological process (GO): transmembrane transport
Cellular component (GO): membrane; cytoplasm
Molecular function (GO): channel activity
Source: RefSeq, a predicted model, not a curated record
UGCACCUUUCGCUAUGGCCGGCCUGAACGUUUCCAUCGCCUUUUUCUUCCUGGUGCUUGGCACGUGUGAGGCGCUCAGGCGGCUCUCCAAGAGGCUGCUGGCCCCGGGGCUGUUGGGGAGCCUGGCUGCAGAGCUGGCUGGCUCACUACAGCUGUGCUCGGGCUGCCUGGAGCUGAGGAUGCUGAUGGAGAUCGGCCCGUGGGGCGGCCUCGGCCCCGACGUGGUCCUGACUCUGCUCUUCCUCCUCUUUGCGGUUCACACCGCCGGCGCAAAUGGAGCAGCUGCCAACCCCACCAUCUCUCUCCAGGAGUUCCUUCUCUUCGAACACGGCUCCGUGGCUACUGUGGCCAAACUACUGGCCCAGUGUGCGGGUGCAGGGAUGGGCUGGGCCCUCACCAAGCUCUACUGGUCCUGGGAGCUGACGCAGCUCCACCUCUUCCAGAACAUCAUGGCUUCUGAGUGCAGCUCCUCCAUCCACACGUCCCCCCACCUCGGAGCUCUGGUGGAGGCCGCCUGCUCCUUCUUCUUCCACCUCAUCCUCCUCAGGACGCGCCGCAGCCCUGCCGUGUGCCGAGUGCCUGUCCUGGCAGCCACUGUCACCUUCCUGACCUACGUAGCCGCACCGGCCACGGGAGCCUUCUUCAACCCUGCCCUGGCCACUGCCAGCACCUUCCUGUGCGCGGGGAGCAGCCUGCGGGACUACAUCCAGGUGUACUGGCUGGGGCCCCUCACAGGGAUGCUCGCCGCCCUCUUGCUCUACCAAGGCAACAUCCCAAGGUUCUUCCAAAAAAACCUGCUGUAUGGCCAGAAGAGCAAAUACAAGAUACCCAAGGCCAGGGUGACACAUGCAGAAGAUGGAGAGCAGCGGCAGACAGGGAAAGGAGAGAAGAGCAACCCAACGCCUCGUGCCUGAGCCCCUUCUGCUGGGAGCAGUUCUGGCAUGGAGCAUUUUGUACACUCUAAAAGCCUACAAUGCCAGCCGUGGGGGGGAAACUAAUGUGUUUGCAGAAAUUACUGGUUGUCUGGUGUACGCAGGAAGCUUGCAGAAACUCAGGACCAUUGCGUGGGCAUGCUUGGGCAACUCCCAGGUGGUUGCAUCAUGCCAUGGUUGAAAUAAUCCGUGUGCGUCUCUUACAGCCAUAAAAACAGUGUAAUAAGUCUUGGAGAGUUGGGAUGAGGAGGAAACUAUCUGUAAUGUUUGGCAUUAUUUGAGCUCAACCGAGGUCCCUGAAUCGCACAGCUCAGGGACGCGUCUUUAAAAUAGUCUGAAAUUCACAGCAGCAGGGCACAGCACGCCCUGCUCCCCCAGUGUGAUUCUUAGCCUGUGUUUUGCAUGCAGCUGGGGAGCUGCAAGGUGACAAU